AUGCAAACAGCCUCUUCAUCAAAAUCUCCUUCGCAUCGUUGGAAAUAUGAUGUCUUUCUAAGCUUUAGAGGUGAAGACACAAGGAAGAACUUUAUAGAUCAUUUGUGUACUGCUUUCAAUCAGAAAGGAUUGCGUGUUUUUAGGGAUGACAAAGAACUUGAGAAAGGAAAACCCAUUUCACCAGAGCUCAAUCAUGCAAUUAAAGAAUCAAGAUUUGUGAUUGUUGUUUUCUCAAGACAAUAUGCUUCUUCCACAUGGUGUUUAGAUGAACUUGUUCAAAUUGUUCGUUGCAAGAAUAUAAAAUUUUUUCCAGUUUUUUAUAACGGGGAUCCUUCCGUGGCUACAAAACAAAAAGGAGAGUUUGAAAAAGCCUUUGUCAGACAUGAAGAAACUUUUAGAGAAGAUACUAGAAAGGUGCAAACUUGGAGAAAUGCUUUGACAAAGGUGGCCAAUCACUCUGGAUUCGACUUAAAUGAUGGGUAUGUGACAAUUAUCUCUUCUUUUUUUUAUAGUGGAAAGCUUAGUUAUCAAAUGAAUUAUGAAAAUGAUAUUCAUGACUUGAUUGUUUAA
This is a messenger RNA of Pistacia vera, 570 nucleotides long. RefSeq names its product TMV resistance protein N-like. The transcript has a single exon. The record is from RefSeq and is a predicted model, not a curated record. Lineage: Eukaryota; Viridiplantae; Streptophyta; Magnoliopsida; Sapindales; Anacardiaceae. Gene Ontology annotation, biological process: signal transduction. The coding region runs from base 1 to 570 and encodes 189 amino acids.